This is a messenger RNA of Tachysurus fulvidraco (yellow catfish), 2333 nucleotides long. RefSeq names its product mitochondrial carrier homolog 2 (gene mtch2). The transcript has 13 exons. Gene Ontology annotation, cellular component: membrane; mitochondrion. The coding region runs from base 71 to 973 and encodes 300 amino acids. NCBI's taxonomy places the organism in Eukaryota, Metazoa, Chordata, Actinopteri, Siluriformes, Bagridae. Gene Ontology annotation, biological process: positive regulation of apoptotic process. The record is from RefSeq and is a predicted model, not a curated record.
GUUAUCACGUGACGAAUCCCGUUGCAUUGGCAAAAAUUUCUUUCCUGUUAAGGAGGGGGACGUAAUAAUAAUGGCGGAAACAUGUGGCCAAGUGCUAUUAGGGUCGGGACUGACUGUCCUGUCCCACCCUCUUAUGUACAUUAAGGUUUUAGUACAGGUGGGACAUGAACCUCUUCCGCCUACUCUUGGCAGAAACUUGUUUGGCAGACAGGUGUAUCAGCUUCCUGGCCUCUUUGCCUAUGCCAAACACAUAAUAAAGAUCGAUGGGAAGGCAGGCCUGUUUAAAGGUCUUUCCCCCAGACUGUGUGCAGGGACCAUCGGCACUAUUGUCCACAGUAAAGUGCUGCAGAAAUGCCAGGAGAACAAACUGGAGGUCAUGAAUCCUGGCCAGAAAACAGAGGAGGGAUCUUUGCAGCAUGUAGUCAACGAGACAACAAAGGAGAUGAUAGCACGCUCCUGUGCCACAAUCGUCACACAUCCAUUCCAUGUGAUCACCCUUAGAUGCAUAGUCCAGUUUAUCGGAAGAGAAACCAAGUAUAGUGGUGUCUUUGACUCCAUUAUCACUAUCUACAGAGAAGAGGGAAUCCUCGGGUUUUUUGCUGGCCUCAUUCCACGUCUUCUUGGCGAUAUCUUCUCUCUUUGGAUCUGCAACAUGCUUGCUCACGUUAUCAACUCGUAUGCAAUAGAUGACUCAAUGAGUCAUACGAGUGAAAUGAAGAACUGCUCUCAGGCUGCUACUGGGUUUUUUGCCAGUAUGCUGACAUACCCUUUUGUGUUGGUCUCUAACCUGAUGACGGUCAAUAACUGUGGGUUGGCUGGUGGUUUACCUCCUUAUGCGGAAACUUAUAAAACCUGGGUUGACUGUUGGAGACACCUGAACCGAGAGGGAAAUUUGAGCAGAGGCAACAGUUUAUUCUUCAGGAAGGUGCCGGUGGGGAAGAUGUACGCCAUUGACCAGAAGCGAUUUUUCUGAACAGGACAUGCAACCAGCAUAAUCUAAAUAUGAAAUGGAUCGGGUGGGGAAACUCAAUCUUUUGUAUGCACCUAUCAUGAUUGGGGUUUUUUGGGGAAUCUCAUUUUCCUUUUUUUCCAUUAAUGUCACAAACUGUUGCUUUGAUUUGGAAAUGUUAUUUUAAUAUUUGUAUCAGAAAUACCUCUUUUACUAGAGGUUUAAUAUCAGAAACGCUUAGGAAAUCCUGUUAUUUAAAUUAAUAUAAAUGAUGUUGCCUCUCAUCCUGAAAAAAACAACCAGUUCUAAUCGAGCCAUUUGCUUAAUAGGAAUAGGGUCUUAAUAGGGUCUCAUAGGAAUGUUCUUGCCUCCCAGCACAUAUCUGCAUUGACUGACUCAAAGUUCUUCUUAUGCUGAAGCUGUACAUGUAGCCAUUAAAAUAAUGAGUUGUGUUGAAUGGUAGCUCUUGGGUUUUCUGUGCUGCAUGUGUGUAUGUAAGUGGCCUGUAAUGUUCAGAGUUGCCUGGUUCCUCAAUCCUGACCAGGUUUGCGUUGUGGAGAGCGAGCAUGCCAAGCUGCUGCUCUAGAGUACAUAUAGCCCACUGUUAUCAGUCGUACUGUGAGAGAGAGAUAUGUGACCGAUUUCUUUCUUUAAUUCCCCAUGUUUGACAAAUUUGGGUUGUAUUUUUAUUAACAUUUUGACUGAUCCCAAUAAAUCCAAGUAUGCCUUUUAUUGGGGUGCUUGGGUGUGUUUGUGUUUUUCACCUGCAUACCUUUGAUUGUGUGACUAUAUGCAUAUGCAGAUUGUAUCAUCUGAAAAAUAACAAAAAGUACUGUCCAAAUUGUGUGAUUGUUGUGAAGGAUCAUAAAAAUAACUUGGCUAAAGUGUGAGAUUUCAUUUAAAUAUUGUUUGUUGUAAUAUAUAAAAUGCAUACAUUACUUUUUCAGCAUUUCCACAAUUAUCUCCAUAAUUAAUCUCUAGAUUUGGUGACACACUUAAACAAUAGAAAAUACAGUGAUCUUUUUAAGCUUAAACCUAUUUUUAUCUGCGAAACACUGAUUAUGAUUAUUGGCUCUCGAUAUCUGAAAAAUAUCUGAUGUGUUUUCUGGGUCUGUGGUGGAAGAAAAAGUAUUUUUACACAAUUUGCGGUCUAAUCGUUAUUAAGAGUAAAUUAAACAUACAGGUUGAUUAUUUUCUUGGAUGAGUGGGUGGGGCUAAAAUGUUAAUUAUGCCUCAAUAGGCAAACCAGCUCAUUUUUCUGCAACCCUAAAAGUCAAAAUAAGUGUCUACCUCUGUUAAACUUCCAGGACUGCUAGAGCAUUUUUAUGGAAGUGACGGCAGAAAAAAAUGACAUUAAUAAUAAAAGAUUUGAGCUGUGACUGUA